CUUGUUUUUAAAAAUUUGACUCUUUUUUAAUCUGUCUAUUAGGAUAUUUUUGAACUGGUGAUAAAGUGACUGAAUACAAGAUGAAUAUUAUAAAGCAACCUGUUUAUUAAAAAUGUUACUUUUAAAUAGAAAGACUAGUUGUGAUAUAAAUUGUAGAGUAUUUAAAAAUGGACUUGACGACGCGUCGCGGGGAGGAUGGGAUCGGAGAGGUUGGAUGCAACGGUACUGAGUGCCGUGAGAUAGUGAAUGGUUCUCAAGGAUGUGAGGUGACAGGGGUGACAGUUGAAACAGCACCCCCGCAAAGAAAAACAAACUCGUUCAGUAUAAGACAUUUAGUUGGCGCGGAAGAUUCGGAACGAAGUGCCGACGGCAAUGUUUCUAACGAAGAUUAUUAUCCUCAAGAGGCAUACCAGAAGUACACCGCAAUGGGGGUGUCUGAGGUACCCAAAGACGACUCCCCCCGUACCACACCAGAGCUUUCCCGUGCUGACCAAUCCCCGGCAUCAGAGCGGCCACCACCAGGGUCAGCGGACAGCGAUGAUGCAGACGAGUUCACGCCGAAGAGAAAGCAGAGACGAUAUAGAACAACAUUCACUAGCUUCCAACUUGAGGAACUGGAGAAAGCUUUUUCAAGGACACAUUAUCCUGAUGUAUUUACAAGAGAGGAGCUGGCGAUGAAGAUUGGAUUAACAGAAGCAAGAAUACAGGUUUGGUUUCAAAACCGUCGCGCGAAAUGGCGGAAACAAGAGAAAGUGGGUCCUCAAGCGCACCCUUACAACCCGUACCUAGGGGCGGCCGGGGCGCCGCCACCCUCCGUCGUAGCCUCCAUGCCCAACCCCUUCUCGCAGCUCGGCUUUGGGUUCCGGAAGCCCUUUGAUACGAAUGCACUUGCCUCAUUUAGAUACGGAGGCGCGCCAGUUCUAAGCCCGCAGUAUCUCGGUGCGCCCUUACCGAGACCGCCGCUAUUCGGUGCCCCCAUUUACACCACCAGCCCGCCCUUCCACUCCCUCCUUGCCGGGCUGGCGCCCCCUCCCCGGCAGUCACCCGACCCUCCUCCCGUCUCUCCCCCCAUCUCUCCAGGAAGUGAAUCCCCUCCCGCGCAAACUGGUCCAGAAGUGGAAAGAAGAAGUUCAAGCAUCGCCGCAUUAAGGAUGGCGGCACGAGAACAUGAACUACGGUUAGAAAUGCUAAGACAAAGACAUCACACGGACUUGAUUAGUUGAGCUUUCUUUACGAGUUUCCUUACCGUGGAUUUAACAUGGCGUGACAUUUGUGUAUACUAUCUCUACUUUCUCCAUAAGAAUGAAAGGGACAACGAUAUUGACGUAAUAUGUUACGACAACGGAGAUUCAUACAUUUAAUCGUCUGUACACUUUACCGUAUAUUUCCAAACAACGAACAUCUAAUUCUUAAUAAUAACAAUUUUAUUUUUUAUAAGCGUACUGUGAAAAAGUAUUACGAGUUAUUAUAAAUAUAAUUGAUAAGAAUCAAAGCAUAUUUCAUUAGAAGUUAAUUUAAUUUAAGUUGUAGCAACUUGUAUAUUUUUUUUUAAAUUUAAUAAAUUAUUCGAAGAUUAAAAUACUUAAUAGGUCAUUUCGUAAUUACCAAACAAAAUUAAGGAUUAAUUGUAUUAAUUACUGGAUUUUCCUUUAAUUUUGUUUUUCUAAAAAAUAAAAAAUCUUGUUUUUGCACAUUUUUUGUAUUUAUUAUUAAAGGUACGAAACGACCUAUUUGUAUGUAAAAUCUUCGAAAUUGCUUAAGAAUGUAUUACGGAUCCGUCCAGUUUAUAGGCCUUAUUGUUAUUUAUUUUAGUCAUAAGAUUUUAAAUAGUGUAAGUCUCCAUUAUUGAA
Molecule: messenger RNA, 1850 nt
Organism: Papilio xuthus (Asian swallowtail)
Lineage: Eukaryota; Metazoa; Arthropoda; Insecta; Lepidoptera; Papilionidae
Product: homeobox protein aristaless
Exons: 5
Coding region: 168-1223 (351 amino acids)
Biological process (GO): regulation of transcription by RNA polymerase II
Molecular function (GO): DNA-binding transcription factor activity, RNA polymerase II-specific; RNA polymerase II transcription regulatory region sequence-specific DNA binding
Source: RefSeq, a predicted model, not a curated record